AUGACCACUUCUUCCAAGCCGUUGUUUUUCGGACCAUCGAAAUGUGUGGCACUCUACAUGGAUCCUAACAAACGGUUACAACUCUACCUACGCUGUCCAUCAUUCGGAAUUUCCCAUAAAAAUGAAGCCAUAAGAAUCAGGGAUCUAAAAGUGCGGCCUGACAACUUCGAGAUCAAUGGAACUGUCUACAGGCUAGGAGUGAUCACUCAAUACACGGAUACACCAAAUCCCAAAUCAGUAGUUUUGGACAACGCUAAAGGUGGGAUCCAAGAACACGUGGACAUCUACGGUCUCCCGGCGAGAGAGACACAAGAUGAGGAGGAGAACGUGCAAGCAGAUAAGGCAGAAAUUACCCGUUUAAGAGAAGAGAUAGCCAUAAUAGAACAAGGUCAUGCGAGACGAGCGAUACCUGGAAAACCUGGAAGUCGUAUUAGCAUUCAGCGAUUCGAUUUGAAAGCGGACGCAUAUAACAUGAGAAUCAACAACACUCCGCCUCCAUUCCGUCUUUAUCUGCAAUUGACUAUUUCGACAGGAGAGUCAGUCAAAAUGGAGCGUGUGGUGCAUGACAAACAAUUUGGAACUGCCAAAGAAUACAUUGAGAAGAUGGUGUUUGGCAACAAAAAAAUUCAAGUGGAAAACCUUCAAAUUGGCGGUGACACGUAUCUACAUGAUGUGGAUAACCGCGACGGUGUCAAGUACGGUCCUGCUCGUCACGAACCACUUUUCGAGUACACAUCACAAGCAGAUCGAGUGAGACCAUUGCUGUCAAUUCGAAGUUUACAAGUAGGCGUGCUGAAAGUCACUGGAAUUCUGACGAAUGCUUUGGCUAGUCUCAGACCUAUUUUGUCUCAGGUCCCAUUAAAAGAACUAAAAGCGGUUGUUUGUCAAAAAACAUUUCCCGAGGACCCAAUUGUUAACACAACAGAAUUCCUUGAAAUCGCUAAGGGCUCGUCAAUAAAUGUACUAAGUAACCGUCCAAAUAACCGAAUUCAUAUCGAUUUCACUUAUAACGAUAAUGGCGAGGAAUUAACCAACUUGGUAAACGAAUGGAAGAAAAGGAAGAUCCCAAUUGGAACUUAUUACUCGAUGGGAGAUCGCUAUGAUUACUUGAUUACGGAAAUCUUCAAAACGUUUAUCAAUUUGCCAGGUGCAAAGAUAGGAGAGAAUGAAGAAACGAGAUCGACUAACUAUCCGGAGUGCAUCAUUGUCCCGAUGGGAAACGACACGGAGCUGAAUGUCUACCGCGGCGAGCCGGUCAACGUAGAGAGGGACCGCUACAGUAGUAUUGUGACAAUGAAAUGGGAGCCGAGAGGAUAUGCAAGAGCUGACGGGGUCUGA
Molecule: messenger RNA, 1338 nt
Organism: Caenorhabditis remanei
Lineage: Eukaryota; Metazoa; Nematoda; Chromadorea; Rhabditida; Rhabditidae
Exons: 3
Coding region: 1-1338 (445 amino acids)
Source: RefSeq, a predicted model, not a curated record